This is a messenger RNA of Aphidius gifuensis, 839 nucleotides long. It is a transcript of the gene Tim23, whose product is annotated as mitochondrial import inner membrane translocase subunit Tim23. Gene Ontology annotation, cellular component: TIM23 mitochondrial import inner membrane translocase complex; mitochondrial inner membrane. Gene Ontology annotation, biological process: protein import into mitochondrial matrix. Bases 129 to 740 code for a protein of 203 amino acids. Lineage: Eukaryota; Metazoa; Arthropoda; Insecta; Hymenoptera; Braconidae. The transcript is spliced from 5 exons. The record is from RefSeq and is a predicted model, not a curated record. Gene Ontology annotation, molecular function: transmembrane protein transporter activity.
UCAUCUAACACUAACACAAUCACACCCAUUAUUUGUGUAUGUGUUAAUAAAUUAUUUUUUUGAUAUCCAAGACAAUCCAAGUACGACAAUUUAACAAAGUAAUUUGGUAAUAAUAAUUAAUAAAAAUCAUGGAUUUUUGGAAUAAUAACACAAACGGAACAAACACAUCUUCAAUAAAUAAUGACGACCUCAAUAUUCCAGUAACAUCACAACAUGGUACACGUUCACUAAGUCCAUAUCUUAAUUUUGAUCCAUCAUAUUUGCAAGAAAAUGCGCCUGAAUUUAUAACACUUGAGGAUAAUAAACAACGUGGACGUUUUGAGCAUGCAUUUGUUCACAUUGGAGGAGCAAGUAUGAUUGGUGCUAGUAUUGGUGGUACACUUGGUUUUUAUAGAGGAUUAAAAGCAACAACAUUGGCUGGCCAAACUGGUAAACUUAGAAGAACCCAAUUAAUAAAUCAUUUUAUGAAAAAUGGAUCAACAGUAGCAACUAAACUUGGAGCAGUUACAAUGUUGUACAAUGGUUUUGGUGUUUUAUUAGAAUAUUUUAGAGAAACUGAGGAUCCAUUAAAUGCACUUGGUGCUGCAACAGUAACUGGAAUGUUUUAUAAAUCAUCAGGAGGACUUAGAAAAUGUGUUAUGGGUGGUGGUGUUGGUUUAGCACUUGCAUCAAUUUGGUGUUUGUGGAAUAAUCGUGAAGCACUCUCUGAAAUUAGACAUCAUCGUAUGAAUCCGGCGUAAGAUUAUAUCCAAAUGACUUAAUUACAAUCAACCAAUGGUCUAGCAUCUAGCAUAAAUUCUUCACUUUGUAAAUAAUUAAUUGUGCAUAAUUAAGUGAAA